GAUGGUGAUGAACACGAUGAUCGCGAUCGACGUGGACCUCGGAAAAACGACUCAGGUUUCGGAUCUCGAAACACUGGGUUUGGAGAAGGAGACAAUUAUUCCGGGAUCAAUGUGUCGAGCAUUCGAUUCUUGGUAUUGGACGAGGCUGACAUGCUACUGGAAGACGGUCGCGAGAGUCAUCUUAGCGCAAUUUUAUCAGACCCCAAUUUUCCCAAGCCGGAAUCUCGGCAGACGCUAUUGUUCAGUGCAACUUUUCCUGCUGAUGUUGAGCGAUUCGCUGGCAAGGUCUUAAGGAAUAAGUACGUAAUAGUUCGAAGUAGUCAACGAGGAAAAGCCAAUGUCCGUGUGAAGCAGCUUUUUGUACAAGCAGACGGUACAAGCGGAAAGAACGACAAGCUAUUCGAGAUUUUGGAAGCACAGAGGGACAAAACCACAGACGACGGUUCCCCGAUGAGGACGUUGGUUUUCGUUGGAACCAAGAAGCAGGCUGAUUUCUUGGCGCUCAUGCUCAGUGAGAAAGACAUUGCCGCCGCGAGUAUAAACGGUCAGUCAUUCUUUCUAGACGGUUCCCCGAUGAGGACGUUGGUUUUCGUUGGAACCAAGAAGCAGGCUGAUUUCUUGGCGCUCAUGCUCAGUGAGAAAGACAUUGCCGCCGCGAGUAUAAACGGGGAUCGUCCUCAGGAUGAACGUGAACGUGUAGUUGGAGAGUUACGGGAUGGGACUUUGCAUGUACUUGUAGGUACUGAUGUUUGCCAACGAGGAUUGGAUAUCAAUGGACUUGACCAUGUAAUCAACUACGACAUGCCCAACGGCUCACCGGAGGAGGUGCGAGACAAAUAUAUCCAUCGAAUCGGCAGAACUGGUCGUCUUCAUGGAGGUGUGGCAACCACUUUUGUUGACUCCCGUACAAAUACCGAUUCGGAUGUACUUAGACUCAUUGUUCAGGUAGCGAAAGAAACUGACCAGAUUAUUCCUGACUGGUUGAAUCAAAUGUGCACUGAGGACAGCUUCACCCGUGCUGGAUUUGGUGCCAGCACAAGUUUUGGCUCAAAAGGGUUUGGAUCCAAUUCCGGAUUCGGAGCCGGAGGAUUCGGAUCUGGAGGUAGCGAAAGAAACUGA
This is a messenger RNA of Ostertagia ostertagi, 1119 nucleotides long. The record is from the annotation of a GenBank genome assembly. Lineage: Eukaryota; Metazoa; Nematoda; Chromadorea; Rhabditida; Trichostrongylidae.